Messenger RNA from Drosophila sulfurigaster albostrigata, 1286 nucleotides. RefSeq names its product small ribosomal subunit protein mS22 (gene mRpS22). Gene Ontology annotation, molecular function: structural constituent of ribosome. The record is from RefSeq and is a predicted model, not a curated record. Lineage: Eukaryota; Metazoa; Arthropoda; Insecta; Diptera; Drosophilidae. Gene Ontology annotation, cellular component: mitochondrial small ribosomal subunit. The transcript has a single exon. Bases 75 to 1247 code for a protein of 390 amino acids.
GGUAAUACACAACACUGGUGUUCGUUGGCUCUCGCGUGUUUGUGUUGCUAUUUUUCGGCAGUUAUUGAAUUAAAAUGUCUUUAUUUCGGCACAUUCGCAAGCUUAACGCCUUGCAAAAUGUACGCCAACUCUCGAGUGCCGGACUCAAAAGCAGCACCCUACAAUACGCCACAGAUCCGCAGCCGCAAUUCACAGAUGCCGAGACUCAACAACUACUCCAAUCCAUGACGCAACUGCAGCUGGACAAAGUGUUCCGCAAACGCACCGUGCCGGAUAACAGUGUACACACGCAAUUCAUGACCACGGCGCAGCUGGAAAAGGAGUUUCUGCUGACGAUUGAGAAGGCGCAACAAUUGCUUCAAAUGCCACCGGUUGUCAAGAUCAAAGAGGACACCGAACGCAUUAUUUCCAAAGAUCCAGCGCUGAAAGAUUUUGCCACCACCAAAUAUGUGUUCACAGACAUCACCUUCGGGUUGCCGCAGUCGGAACGCAAAGUCGUCGUACGUGACGUGGAUGGUACAUUGUCCUAUGCCACACUGGACAUCACGAAACGCAUGAAUCAAUUGUAUUUUCCGCUCGACGGACGCAAAUUUUACACGCCUCGCAUGUUCUCCGACGAGCAACUGUUCCAGCGUUGCCUGGACGAGCAUAAAUAUGAAUUCAUUCUGGAUCGUUUGACUGUUCAAUACGAACCUUAUGAGGCCGAGUUCCACAACAUUUCAGCCAAAGUGUUUGAGCAUUUGAAUGAAUCCAAGCAAUUUGAUCAAUUGCGUUCAACACGUCACUUUGGACCCAUGGCCUUCUUCUACGCCUGGCAUCGUUGCAUCGACGAUCUGCUUUACGAUAUGAUACGUCGCGAUUAUCUGCUCAAUGCCGUCCAACUGAUUGCGCUAAGCUACAAGAUACAUAAAGUGCCGCUCGAUUAUCAAGCGACUCUGCGUCAAUUGGAGGAACUGCAGCCGUCGCCAGCUGUCAAAGCGUUAGCCGAACUGCGCAGCGGUUUACGGCAGCAUCAAGCGAAAGGCAUUGAGAAUGAGAUACAGACGGCAAUUGGCAAAACAGAAACCGAUUUCCAGGCCGACGAGAUCAGUUUGCGUUUCAUUGAGCAAUACAUAGGCAGCGAGCAUGCACUAAAGAAGGUACAGCUGGAGUUGGCGGUGCAAACGCUCAAGGAGCUUAACCUGGAGAAACAGCAGCUGUAUGAGGGGCUGAAGAAGGCACAUGGUGUACAACAGCAAGCCUCAUAAAGUUGGAUCACUGUUACUUAUUGUUAUUUCCCCGAAAAA